ACCACUCUGAGUGGAAACAUUUUAAUAUCUUAAUUGGGAAUUGGAAAUUGGUAUUAAAACUAGGUAAACCAUAGACGUUAAACUUCGUAUAACGGAUCAUUUACUGAUCGAUAUUGUCUAUUAUAUUUUUAAUAUUGAGUAUUUUAAUAAUAAUUUGAAAACUAGAUUGAUUCAUCAUGUCGUCGAAUGAUUGGAAUGAAGUAAAAUUGUUGGCAGCUGACUUCCAACGUAUUCAGUUAACCACUUCGUCCCAAAGACUAGGGGAAAGAAAUUGUGUAGAAAUAGUUGCAAAAUUGAUCAGUACUAAAUUACUAGACGUAGUAUUCACAACUGAUGGUAAAGAAUAUGUAACACCGAAACAUUUAACAAAGGAAUUAAAAGAUGAAGCCUAUGUUCAAGGAGGUCGUAUAAACAUACUGGAUGCUGCUAGAGCUUUAAAAGUGGAUCCAGAUGUUGCAUCAAACUUAUGUGAAAAGUUAGUCAAGGAUGAACCUGAUGAUUAUUGUAUUGUUCAUGGUCAAUUGAUUGGAUUGAAUUAUUUAAAUCAGAUUGCUGAAGACAUAUUUGAUAAGCUAGAACAGAAUGGACACAUAAAUUCAUUAAAAAUAUCUCAGCAAUUUGAUUUGCCUGUAGAUAUAAUUGAUUCGAUACUUGAAAAACGCAAUAAAAACUUGGGAUUUAAUCUACACAAAAAUAAAAACAAUCCUUACUUGUAUUAUACUGAUUCUUACUUUAAUUCUAUUAAAAGAAUUGUUAGAGGAGCUCUUCUAGCUAUUACUCGUCCAGUCUUAUGUACAGCUAUAAUAAAUCAAUGCUCCCUUGAUGAAAAGGAAUUUUUUACUGUAUUUGAGAAUUUGCUAGCAGAAAAACAAAUACCCGGUAUGUUGACUGAUCGAAUUGGAAAUUCAUGUACUUAUGUUCCAAAUAUACACACUAAAAAUCUACAUAAUUGGGUUAUGAAUUUUUAUACCAACAAUAACUAUUUAGAUUAUGAAGCAAUGAAUAGCGUUGGUAUAACUGAUCCAAUUUCUUAUAUAUCACGCAUGCAAUUUGGUAAAGAAUUAAUUGCAUUGACUACUUGCUCUAUUGGUCCUAAAAUAUUAGAUGAUAUUUCUGUUGCUUUAGAAGAAUGUAUUUCUAGCGGAACUUGGAUUGAUAUUAUGGAUUUUGUGCCAGUAGUUUUUGACUCAAAAGACGGAGUAUUGGUUUUAGAAUAUUUGUUAAAAAAAAAAAAAUUAUCAAAGGGUUUUCAAAUUUUUGAUGGUACUGCAUUGGUAACUGAUAAAUUUCUAGAGCUGCAAUCUGAACGUAUAAUCAAUACAUUAGAUAACAAAGUAAAAAAGAUUAUUGAGUCUGGAGAAUAUGCAAAUGCUUUGAUAAAUUGGAAAAUUCAACAAAAGCUUGUAGAAGAUAAAAAUCCUGAGCUCAGCCGUAAAGAAGAACGUAAAAAAAAAACUGGUGGAAAACAUGGUGGUGGAACACAAGGACGAGAAACUAAGAUUAAAGCUGUUAAAAAAAAAUAUGGACAAAAAUCAAAACAACGUGAUUCUGAUUCUGACGAACAGGAAAAUAAAGUUACUGCAAGUGAACAAUUUAUGAUAGAAAUUGUUAACUCUGAUGAAAUUAAAGAAAAUUUAGAAAAUGAAGAAACAUUUAAAGAUGUUGAUGAAGAAAAGAAUUCUUUAAUAGAAAAUAUUGUUUCAUAUCUUUACCCAAUUUUGAAUAAAGAAGCUCUAAAGAGAUCACAAGAAAUUUAUGAUCAAUUAAUGGCAAACCGAAUGGGUGAUCGGCGUAAAGUGCAUCAGGACUUUCGAGACAAACUUUUAUUACUUUUGUCCGAUUUGCAUUUAUAUGUUAAAGGUAUUCAAAAAUUUGAUAGUGCUGAAACUCAAGGACAGCUCAUGUCAUUCUUGUUAAAAUCUGUUGGUGGAGAGAUUAUAGAAAUAGUAAAGUGCUAUGUGACUCAAAAUAAAGAACAUAACUCAGAGUCAAAAUCUAAUCAAUAUGAUAAACAAGUUGAAGAUGCCAUUGAAAAACUACAAAAAUCAUUGACAUCUAAACUGAUUGAUGAAUUCUAUGAAGCUAUUGAUGAGUUAUUAUCUUCUGUAGAUAUAGUACAAAAAAAACAUGAUCGUAAAAAAGAAAGGGAACAUUUACAAAAUAAUCGUCAACUUCUUUUGAAAUGGUUAUCAGAGAUUGAAGAUGAUAGUGCACAAGUGCUGUUAAUUGCUACACAAAUACUUUUCCAAUCUAUUACACAGACAAUGAUUAAAGUCUCUGGGAAAUUUGUAUCUGUUCUUUUGGGAUUUUUACAAAAACAUAUAAGCGAUCAAGACUUUUCUGUUCUACAAAAUUACCAUGAUCUUGUUGUACAAAUUUUGAAAGCCGAUGAUCCUGAGGAAAAAAAUAAUAUUAAAUCUAAACUUGAAGAAACUACAUGCAAUGUGAAAAAUCUUGUGAUAAAUUUUAAAAAGUCUUAAUUCUAAUCAAAAAGUUAAGAUUUUCUAAGUUGAUUUUUGAAUGUUGUUUGGAACAGCUAAACCUAAUAUAUAAGAUUGUACAUACUUUAUGUCAUAGUUUUGUUAU
Molecule: messenger RNA, 2586 nt
Organism: Melanaphis sacchari
Lineage: Eukaryota; Metazoa; Arthropoda; Insecta; Hemiptera; Aphididae
Gene: Ufl1
Product: E3 UFM1-protein ligase 1 homolog
Exons: 13
Coding region: 177-2480 (767 amino acids)
Biological process (GO): protein K69-linked ufmylation; regulation of proteasomal ubiquitin-dependent protein catabolic process; response to endoplasmic reticulum stress
Cellular component (GO): endoplasmic reticulum membrane
Molecular function (GO): UFM1 ligase activity
Source: RefSeq, a predicted model, not a curated record